AUGUUUCACAAGUCCGAAACAGACAUUAUCGAAGAGAAUGAUUUGGAUUGGUUUGGCUUACGCUUUUGUGAAGAAUAUGAGGAAGAAGAAGGUGGGGGAGAUUACAUGGGGAAUACGGUUGAUGAAGGUGGUGGAGAUUCCAUGGAGAAUACAGUUGAUGAAGGUGGGACAUCAAGUUUGGAAAAGACGGAAAUGGAAACUGACGAAAUGAAGGAUACCAACCAAUUUUCUAAGUAUGAUUUAAACGAAAACCCAUUGUUGUUGAGUAGAGAUGGCAUGGUUGGCCAUGUUUUUCAAUCACUGGACAUGGCUAAAGAAUUCAUUCAUGAAUAUGCAAGAUUCAUUGGGUUCAGCCUACGUAAAAGUAUCAUGCGAAAAAAUACUACAGGUGAUGUACGUCAACGUCAGUGGGUAUGCUCCCGCGAGGGCUGGCGAUCUGAAAUGCAUGUGGGAAGGCUUGAUAAAACUAGGGAGCCUAAGCCAAUUAGUCGAGUGGGAUGCAAGGUUUGCUUUCGAGUGAACUUGGUGAAGGGUAGUACGCAUUGGCUAUGCAAAGAAUUCAUCCCAUUUCAUUCUCACAACAUUGUAGCAGACAACCAUAAACAAUUCCUUCGGUCCAAUCGGGUAAUGACACAAGGAACCUUGACGACUGGACAAAUAAUGAAGGAGUCAGGCAUAAGAACUUGCCACAUCAUGUCAUACAUGGCAAAGCAAAUGGGUGGUUAUGAGAAGAUUCCAUUCACACCAAAAGAUCUUUACAAUCGAAUAUCCCAUGCUUCAAAAGUUGAGUUUAUCGGUUCCAAUGCAGGGCGGGCAAUCGGAUAUUUAGAGCAUAAAGCUGAUGAAGACCCUGGUUUUUUUGGACAGUUUUCGUACAAUGAGGAUAAUCGUCUUCUUAAUUUAUUUUGGGCAGAUGGGAGAUGUAGAUCAGACUAUGAAACAUAUGGCCAUGCAGUAGCUUUUGAUUCGACGUACAAGACUAAUAGUUAUGGGAAGCCGCUGCUGGUAUGGAUAGGAAUUAAUAACCACUAUAGCACAUGCAUUUUGGGCUUUGCCAUUCUUGACAAUGAGUCUGGCAGCAGCUACAAGUGGGCGACAAGGGCUUUCCUAGAAUGCAUGGGAGGUGUUCUACCGAAAACAGUAGUGACAGAUGGAGACAAAGCUAUUGCUAACACGCUACAGGAGUUGAUGCCUGAUGUACCCCACCGAUUGUGUUAUUGGCAUUUACACAACAAAGCUGUUUUAAAAGUGAAAGAUCCAUCUUUUGCGAGUAGGUUUACCAAAUUGGUAUUCCGGUACUACACAAAGGACGAGUUUGAAGAUAAAUGGUGUGACUUAGUGAAAGAUUUUGGGAUACAAGGCACUGAAUAUGCUACAAAGCUUUAUGUAGACAAGGAGAAGUGGGCUGAAACAUUUCUGAGAGGGAAUUUCUUCUGUGGAAUGACAACUACUCAACGAAGUGAAGGUAUUAAUGCGGUGUUGAAGAAAAAAGUGAAUCAAAAGUUGAAGUUGUACGAGUUCGUCAGGGCGGUCAACAUGACCUUAUCUUUAAUUAGACAACGUGAAGCAAAGGAUGAGUACAUUACACUUCACACUAGUCCCCAGCUCGGGAAGACAAAUUUGCCACAGAUAGAGGAUGAAUUAGCAAAUAUUUACACAUAG
This is a messenger RNA of Humulus lupulus (European hop), 1662 nucleotides long. Its product is annotated as protein FAR1-RELATED SEQUENCE 5-like. The record is from RefSeq and is a predicted model, not a curated record. Bases 1 to 1662 code for a protein of 553 amino acids. Gene Ontology annotation, biological process: regulation of DNA-templated transcription. The transcript has a single exon. Lineage: Eukaryota; Viridiplantae; Streptophyta; Magnoliopsida; Rosales; Cannabaceae.